Rhineura floridana is the source of this 4201-nucleotide messenger RNA. It is a transcript of the gene LIG3, whose product is annotated as DNA ligase 3. Gene Ontology annotation, molecular function: DNA binding; DNA ligase (ATP) activity; ATP binding. Bases 325 to 3303 code for a protein of 992 amino acids. Gene Ontology annotation, biological process: lagging strand elongation; double-strand break repair via alternative nonhomologous end joining; mitochondrial DNA repair. NCBI's taxonomy places the organism in Eukaryota, Metazoa, Chordata, Lepidosauria, Squamata, Rhineuridae. Gene Ontology annotation, cellular component: DNA ligase III-XRCC1 complex. The record is from RefSeq and is a predicted model, not a curated record. The transcript has 20 exons.
GGACCGGGCGGAGGGGACGCGCGGAGGAGCCCGUUCCUCCCGCCGGCCGCCUCCUCCGAGAGAGAGAGGACGAGAGAGCCAAGGCCUGAGGCCCUGUUGAUAACCGCCCUGAGGGGGAGGGGCUUGCGGCCUUCCUUCACACCAAACCAACCAACCAUCACCAGGAAGGGAAGGGGCGGGGCUUAAAGGGGCGCCUGCGCAGUAGCCCUCAAGCGCCCCAGGCUGCCAGGUGUCAGAGGCCACGGGGAUGGGCGGAAGAGAUCCUUUUUGGCCCUUGCAGCCGGAGAUCAACACUAGGAGGGGGAGACUAGACCAGGAACCUGCAUGCCUUUUCUGCUCAAGGCGCUUCUCUUACAGACCAUCAGGACCCUCAGCAGAAGUGAGAAAUUGUUCUUGCUGUCGACACAGACAACUCAAGCUCACGCUGACCGCAGCUUCCAGAAGACCGUUGCCUUCCACAGGUGGAGAAAUACUGCUCUGUCUUUGGCUAGCCGGCAGUACCAGCCGUGCACCUGUGGCUUUGUCCUUCCAGCACCUCCGUUCGUUUGGCAUCUGAAGCCCCUGUGCACAGCCUCCGAGAUGGCGGAGCAGCGCUACUGCGUGGACUACGCCAAGCGAGGCACGGCGGGCUGCAAGAAGUGCAAGGAGAAAAUCCUCAAAGGGAUGGUGCGCAUAGGAAAGGUGGUGCCCAACCCCUUCACGGAAUCCGGCGGGGACAUGAAAGAGUGGUACCAUGUCAAGUGCAUAUUCGAAAAGCUGGAGAGGGCUCGGACGACGACCAAGAGGAUUGAGGACCUCACCGACUUGGAAGGCUGGGAGGAGCUGCAGGAUGGCGAGAAGGAGCUGAUCAGCCAGCAUAUCUCAGAUGUUACUUCCAAACCGGCAAACACGCCAAAGAAAAAGGCAACCGUCCAGGCAAAGAUUUCUCCCAGUGGGCAAAUAACCUCUCCCAAGAAAACACCGGCGCCUUCUUCUGAUCCAUCGCCAAAGAAAUUUUCGGGGUUUACAGCUAAGCCAGGCAAUUCUGAAGAAGCCGCCUCCGGAUCUCCCCGCAAGCCCAGCUUAUCCGUCGAGAAGAGUGACCCAAAGCACAAGGACUGUUUGCUGCGGGAAUUCAGGAAGCUUUGUGCUAUGGUGGCCGACAAGCCCAGUUACAAUGUCAAGACCCAGAUCAUCCAGGACUUCCUGCAGAAGGGAACCAGUGGAGACGGCUUUCGUGGGGAUCUCUACCUGACGGUGAAGCUGCUCUUGCCGGGGGUGAUUAAGAGCGUUUAUAACUUGAACGACAAGCAGAUUGUCAAGCUGUUCGGCAGGAUAUUCAGCUGCAGCCAGGAAGACAUGGUCCGAGACCUGGAACAGGGGGAUGUGUCCGAAACGGUGCGGAUCUUCUUUGAGCAGAGCAAAGCCUGCCCCCCUGCUGCCAAGAGCCUCUUGAUGAUCCAAGAGGUGGAUGAGUUCCUAACGCAGCUCUCCAAGCUUUCCAAAGAGGACGACCAGCAAAACUUGCUGCAGGAUAUUGCAAAGAGGUGCACCGCCAAUGACCUGAAGUGCAUCAUCAGGCUGAUCAAACACGACUUGAAAAUGAACGCUGGCGCCAAGCAUGUCUUGGAUGCUUUGGACCCAAAUGCUUACGAGGCUUUCAAAGCAUCGCGCAACCUUCACGAUGUGGUGGAGAGAGUGCUGAGGAACCAACAAGAGUCCCAGAAGGUGCCCGGCCUGAAGAGAACCCUCAGUGUCCAGGCCACGCUGAUGACCCCCGUUCAACCUAUGCUGGCUGAAGCCUGUAAGUCCAUCGAGUACGCCAUGAAGAAAUGCCCAAACGGAAUGUAUGCGGAGAUCAAGUAUGACGGAGAGCGCGUCCAGGUGCACAAGAAAGGCGAUCACUUCAACUACUUCAGCCGCAGCUUGAAACCUGUCCUUCCACACAAGGUGGCCCAUUUUAAGGACUUCAUCCCCAAGGCUUUCCCAGGAGGGCACAGCAUGAUCCUGGACGCAGAAGUCCUUCUGAUCGACACCAAGAUAGGGAAGCCGCUGCCUUUCGGAACUCUUGGAGUGCAUAAGAAAGCCGCUUUCCAGGACGCCAACGUCUGCCUCUUCGUCUUUGACUGCAUCUACUUCAACGACGUCAGCUUGAUGGACAGGCCCCUCCGAGAGCGCCGCAAAUUCCUCCACGAUAACAUGGUGGAAAUCCCCAACCGGAUCCUCUUUUCGGAGAUGAAGCACGUCACGAAAGCUUCAGACCUUGCCGAUAUGAUCAAUCGGGUCAUCCGUGAGGGACUAGAGGGAUUGGUACUGAAAGACUUAAAGAGCAUCUAUGAGCCAGGAAAACGCCAUUGGCUCAAAGUAAAGAAGGACUACCUGAACGAGGGGGCAAUGGCCGAUACAGCAGAUCUGGUGGUCUUGGGGGCCUUCUACGGCCAAGGGAGCAAAGGUGGCAUGAUGUCCAUCUUCCUCAUGGGCUGCUAUGACCCUGACAGCCAGAAGUGGUGCACGGUGACCAAAUGCGCCGGCGGGCACGACGAUGCCACCCUUGCCCGGCUGCAGAAGGAGCUGGACAUGGUGAAGAUCAGCAAGGAUCCCAGUAAAAUUCCAAGUUGGCUAAAGAUAAAUAAGAAUUAUUACCCAGACUUCAUCGUUCCCGAUCCAAAGGAGGCACCCGUCUGGGAGGUCACAGGGGCCGAGUUCUCCAAAGCAGAGGCCCACACCGCCGACGGGAUCUCCAUCCGCUUCCCACGCUGCACUCGGAUCCGUGACGACAAGGACUGGGCGUCGGCCACCACCCUCCCGCAACUCCGGGAGCUGUACCAGUUGUCCAAAGAGAAGUCCGAGUUCACUGUGGUCGCCACAGAGGAGGAGAACUCCACGGCCGGCAGCAGCGGAGAGCCCGAAGGCCAGUCGAGGUCUUCCACCCCUCACAAGGCCGCGAAGCAGCCCUCCGGCAAGUCCCCAGCGAAACUGAAGAAGCCUGAAGCCAGCAAACCCGUCGAAAGGUCCCCGCUGAAGAAAGCCAAGGAGAAGCGAGGCGAGAAAAGGAAAGCGUCUGAGCUGGAGGGAGAGAAGGGAAAGCAGAUGCUGCUGGAUAUAUUCACUGGGGUGAAGCUGUACCUGCCUUCGUCCGUGGAAGGCUUCAGCAAAAUCAGGCGGUAUUUCGUAGCCUACGACGGAGACCUAGUCCAAGAGUUUGACACCACCUCGGCGACGCACGUGAUGGGAACCAUGGAGGAGAAUCUGGCUGCCAAGCAGGUCUCCCCGGACUGGAUCUGGGAAUGCAUUCGGAAAAGGAGGCUCGUGGCCCCUUGCUAGAUGGUGUUCAACCUGGUGCCGAGGCAGAGAACAGACAUUGGAAACAAGGACUUCUUGUCUGUUCUAGCUUGCAGUGGCUUCUGAGGACUUAACUAUGUUUUUAAAAAAUGUUUGAGAAUGAAAUUAGUAGCUCUGAAAAACUGACAUCACGGAAAUCAAUUUAAACAGCACCUCAUAGAGCUAAUCUCAUGGUCAUAUUUUUAUGAAUAAAUGGAAAUAAUGCCCCUUCUGCAAAAAAAGCAUCCCAGUAUUGAGUCUAAAACUCUCUCCUGAGCCAAAUACAGCGAUUACACACUUGAACUCUAAAGAUGUUACCGACAGUUGGCAUAGAGUAAACUUGUGUGUGUGUCUGCCCUGGGCACAGACUGAACUCCCCCAAGGUGUUACUCAACCUAGCUGAGGCUGAUGGGAGUUGUAGUCCAAACCAGUUGAAAGACACCAGGUAGCCAAAGGAGGUGCUGGACCUUAUUAAUGCAACAGGAGGGAUUUCUGUCCAUCGAAUACCAGCCAGAAACAAUAUGGGCAGUGCAUGUAACUCAGAUUGUCAAACAUCUUGUACCAAAAAUUUACUGGGAGGGUUGAGGCAAAGGAACGUGUUCUCACUUGAAACAAAGACAAGCUGCUUUUUAUAAGACAUUUUCAUUUUAUUACAAAAUUAUAAGGCAGGAUUUGGUUCUACCAUCUGUAAGAAACUGUGUGUGGGUCAACAAGCCUCAAUAGUACAUUUACUUUCACACUGGUCAAACAAAGCAAACAUUUGCUAUAUUAGAAAAAAAAAUUGGGAAGAAUUUUAUCUUCCACAGUUUAGUGCAGCAGCUCCCUGUCAAGUCACAAACCAGCAUCAUUUUACUAAAUGAUCAGUUCACAGCCCAGAAAGAAUACUCAACUUUGCAAUAAA